CCCUCCCUCCUGUCUCCACCAGCUCCUGCCGCUCAAUGAUUAGCUCUCUGUUCCCCUUCUCCCUCCUCUCUCUCUAACCCCAAACCAAAACCCUGGUUUUCUCUCUUCCUUCUCUGUAUCUAGUUGCUUCUCGCUGCUCCAACGUCUUGUUUUGCGGUUAGUUUGUGUUCUACUCUAGUGGGUAUGUCGAAUUCUGAUAGUGGAGCAAACAACGGUGGCGGUGUCACCAACGGCGCUUUAAUUGACCCGCAGAGGCAGCAGCCGCCGGGGACUAAUGGUGCCUUGGCCGUGAAAAAGCCGCCAUCUAAGGACCGACACAGUAAGGUCGACGGACGUGGGCGGAGAAUCCGCAUGCCGAUCAUUUGCGCCGCACGUGUCUUUCAGUUGACUCGUGAGCUCGGUCAUAAAUCUGAUGGCCAGACCAUCGAAUGGCUCCUUCGUCAAGCAGAGCCUUCAAUUAUUGCGGCUACUGGGACAGGAACUACUCCGGCCAGCUUCUCCACCGUUUCUGUGGUACGCACGGGAGGUAACUCCAAUUCGCUAUCGUCUAUUUCGUCGUCUACGAAUUCAUCUGCAAUGGACCACAAACCACUGUUGGGACCCACACCAUUUAUUCUAGGGAAGCGGGUGAGGCCGGAGGAUGACAAUAAUGGAGGUAAGGACGACGGUGGGGUUUCAGUUGGCUCCACGGUCGGGUCUUUGGUGGGGUCCGCAGCCGCUGGCGUUGCACCUGGGGGCUUCUGGGCGGUGCCUGCCAGGCCUGAUUUCUGGGGUUUCGCUGCUGCAGCCCCGCCGGAAAUGGUUGUGCAGCCGGCUGCAGUGGCAGCGCAGCAGUCGUCGCUCUUCGUUCAGCAACAUGCAGCGGCAGCAGCAGCAGCAGCAGCUAUGGGAGAGGCAUCCGCGGCAAGGGUAGGAAAUUACCUCCCUGGACAUCUGAAUUUGUUGGCCUCUUUAUCUGGUGGGCCAGGAAGUUCAGGGCGAAGAGAGGAGGAUCCUCGUUGAGAUUGGACAUACGAAUGUGAUGACGACGCUGGUUUCAGUGGUGGCGGUGGUGUUUUAUGGUAUAUAUAUUAAUAGCAUGAGUAUGUGAAUUUGUUGCAUUUUGUUUGUGUGUGAAGAGGAAUGGUGAGCAUGUUACUGAAAUUAGGGGUAACGUCUUUAGGGUUUGUCUUUGUUUUGGGAGAAAAUUCAACUAUGAUUGAAUGUAUGGAUUCAAUUAGUGAGUAGUUUUGUUUGAAGAUUAAUUAGGGUUUCCUUAGGGUUUGAAAUUGCUUAGCUUCUUUAUUUUUGGGGUGUAGGACAAGAGGGGGCGAAAAAUGAUUGGAGUUCUUGUUAUGGGAAGGAAUUAAGGAAUUGGGUUGAUGAGUUGUAGUGCUCAGAGCAAGAAUUUGGUUGGUCAACAAUUACUUGUUGGGGUAAGCUUAGAAGGUUUCUUUCCCAUGUUAUGGCAUGCUUGCUAAUUCGGGUUUGAAGUAUCGUUGGAGUGCAAGGGCUUGGUUCAUAAUUCUCUUUUGUUGCUUUUGUUGAUCACAAAGAAAAGCUAGCUUAUUUGCUCUGCUGCAAUCUGGGUUCUUGUAACCAGAAGAUCCAGAUGAUUAUUUUGAUGAUUCUGUUGUGAUUCUCCACUGUGCCUACAGAUUGUUUUCUUGCUCUCUCUCCCUAUUUCAGAGUUUGUGUUGGUGUACUGAUCUCAAAGGAGACUGGUGUGUGUGUGGGAAAAAGCUCUGGUGCCUCUCUGUAAGACCUCUGUUUUGAAACUUCUUUUUUACUGGAAUUCUUAGCCAUUUCUGUUGGAAACUUUUACCAGUAUUAUUCUUAGUCAUUUCUUAGAUUAAUUAGCGUGAAAAAUAAUGCGUUCCAUGUAUCUACAUAACUGGAUUGUUUCUUUUCUCUUUUUGGGUUGUCUGCUGUGUUAAUAAGAAACCCAUUUGUUUGCUCAGUCUUCCCUCUGUGCUUGCCAUGGUUUUUAAGCUCAAUGUACAUAUAUCAACUUGUUCUGCUAUUAAUAAUCUCACUUGGGUAUUAAAGAUUUUUAUUAUUUGGAUAUA
Messenger RNA from Hevea brasiliensis (rubber tree), 2048 nucleotides. Its product is annotated as transcription factor TCP21. Gene Ontology annotation, molecular function: DNA-binding transcription factor activity; sequence-specific DNA binding. The record is from RefSeq and is a predicted model, not a curated record. Gene Ontology annotation, biological process: regulation of circadian rhythm. The coding region runs from base 184 to 1002 and encodes 272 amino acids. The transcript has a single exon. NCBI's taxonomy places the organism in Eukaryota, Viridiplantae, Streptophyta, Magnoliopsida, Malpighiales, Euphorbiaceae. Gene Ontology annotation, cellular component: nucleus.